AUGUCUCUUGCGGAGCAACUCAAGCGCUUGUCAGUUCCGGCAACCUCUAGUUAUGCGGUGGAAUCUGUACGACGAAAGUCUCUGGUUUACGGAGAUCCAUCGAAAGUAGAUACACUUCUUUGCUUUCACGAAAGUUGCAAGGCAUUUGAAACGUUAUCCAAACGAGAUGACGUGUUUGUGCAGUUUCGGAAGACGCUUUUCGCUGAGACAUCAUGUCAUCUGGAAAUGUGCAAUUUGUUUCCCAAUGAGAAGGCACAGCUCGACUCACAAGUUGCUCGUUUCCUGUGUUACGUCUCCCCCUAUUUAAAACAUUUUGAUGCCUUACAGUCGAUGGAAUGGCUUGUUCACAAGUUUCAAAUCCACCAUUAUUACGUUGAAGAUUAUGUGCGUUGUGUCAUGCCGUAUCAUGAAACUGGGCUGUUUGCAAAAUUCCUACAGCUUAUUGACUUCCAGACAUGUGCGCCGGAAUUUCGGUGGUUGCGACCUUACGCCACUGAACGAUAUGACCAACCUCUUCCUGACAACCGUCACCGCUCUGUGUGAUUCUGGAAUGCCCGAUGCAAAGUUGGCAAACAUAGUUGAUGCGUUCCAACAUGUCAUCCGAACAGGACUUUUAUCCAUGGACUGUCCACCCUUCCAGUCUGCGUCCUGCCUUGUCAUUCUUCGCAUCAGUUUGAAAUUAAAUCUCAACCGUGAAUUGGUUUUUGGAUGGAUUGACUGCCUUUUGAAACGAACACGGCCAGAGAACGCGUGGGAAAUGCUGCGGGUUAUCAACAAACUGAUGCGCGCUCAACACAUUGCCUUACUACCCACGCAUUUAACUGAGAAGCAUUCUACUGUACUAGGAAUGCUUACUUCCGCGGAACGUAAAUUGAUAGAAGACGAAGAGGCCAGUCUACUGAAUCAAUUUGACGCGAAUGCUCUAGCUGCGGAAGCCAUGACUAGCGAAUCGUCUGGUGUACGUUCAAAGACGUUGGUACGUCCCGUCACACCCAUUUACUCUACCCAGUUUGUCCAAUUGGUGUUGUUUUUGUGUACCUCUUUAACUCUCGUGUUCUUCAUUCCUAAACAGUUUAUGGAUGUAGAACUUUCACGUUCAGAAGUUCCCUCCAGGAUAAGUGGUUCGCCUGACGACUCAAGUCUUGUCGAAUAUCACUCUGAGGUCCAAGUGGCCCACGCAUUGCUUGCUUCACUCCCUGGAUCUGGUGGCGUUUGCUUGUUCGGAGACAGUGGAACCUGCGUCUGUCCAAAAUUGUCCGAAGUUCAUUGUGAUCAAAACUGGCUUCGCAAUCUGAUUAUGCUCGUUGUAUCAGAACCUCUCUUGGUUACCGAUUCCUCCAAGCUUCCAAAAAGAAACGUCCAUCGCGCACGCCAGCUACUACAGUUUGUCCGAUUGUCGACAAAAGCGCAUAUCAACGUGUGUAGUACUCCUCCCUCACCACCACACACGCGCGCCUCCAGUCAGAACAAAAGUCCAGGUUCCCAACGUCCUUGUACAUCCAGUGCAUUGUUCUCUAAAUCAGAACGUCUUUUGGAGAGUGGACUAGAUCUUGCUCUCCCGUUGCUCUUCACCUGUCUACUGCAUCCGGCGUCCUCUGUUCGCACUGAUGUUUAUUCCCUGUUGACAUCCUGGUUUUCCAAACUUCAUCGACUUGGUUGGAAUUCACCUGGAGCUCCCAAUUUGAGAAAAGCGUUGAUGCUGCUUGGUACGAACACGUCUGAUAGCUCCACGGGAUCGCCUAAAUGCACGUUGUCUGCAAACGUCUUCGAACUACUUCGUGGUGAUCCCUUGCCCAUGCUCAGCAAAUCUGCUCCCAUCCUCACUCGCCUGACAGUGAACUUGCUCUUUAGUGAACCCUUGCCACGCAUCUCUUCUACGGUUGGGUCGAAGUACGCGUUGGUUUGUUGGGCAGCUGGGCUCAAACUCCUUUCAGAAGAUACUAUUCACGAACUCUUCUCCAUUCGCCCCACGAACUCAGAUAGUCUGGUUGGUUGGUCCGGAUUUCUUCAUCUGCUGCGCACUCCAGAUGAGAACUACGCGGCAUUACAAUCCAUAUGUUUGUCACACCUAAAUAGUGCUUUGUUUGUGGCGAUUUCCGCAAUGACGCGUUCGGACUCACUCUCUGGGAGGCCUUCCCUAGCGUCGUCGCAAACGCCGACUGCUAUUCCAGUAGAAUCACCUCAAACGGAUGUCUUGGACGCUCUAUGCGACCUCGGAUUCACCGAUUCAGCCAAUUUUGCCAUCUUGGGAACUUCACUAAACCGCCUCAACCUCACUGUGGACCAUUUCGACUACCUGCUACUCAAACUGGAUGCUGCUGGGUGCUUGUUUCGCAGGUGUGUCAACAAAUCCCUUUUCACACGAGUUGCUGAGACUCGAGAAGCACGACGGCGACAUGCUAAAGAAUCAAACCUGAUUAAGAACGAACUCAAUUCCAUCGAAACGGUUAAGGAUAUUUUGACACCUGAAAACCCUGACAUUGCGGACGUGAAGCGUUUGCGUCUUCUUGGCAUUAUUACCACGAUCCUUUCAGAAUCAGUCAGCCGCCUUAAACAACCGGUACCCGAAUCCAAAGUGCACAGUAAAGACCCAAUGCUCAAAGUUGUGGCGCAACUGACUCCCGACUCACGUGUGAAAUCCAAGUCUACGUCGUCCCCAGCCGGCAGCGGCAUCUCCUUUGCUCCCGUUCUGCAUCUCCUCACACCGUUGGUUAACCAUUUGAUUGGGCUCCUCAGUCAGGAACAGCGCUUUACCAAACUUCAGACGUAUGCUCCUGAUGUGGUCAGCAGCUCAGACUCCGAUUCAGAUGAUGAAUGCUCUACAUCCCAACCCAGAGUAGCAAACUUCCUUUCUACCUCCGAUGGUCCCAACCGUCCAUUGCUCAUGGAUAUCACUACAGAUGACUCACAACCUGUCAGUGCUCUAGAUGUCCCAUGUGUUCGAACUUUGGUGCGAAGUUGCGUCCAGCGCUUGUUGGCAUGUAUGAUUGCGAUCCUGGCUGAAGGCAAUAGGACCAUUCAAUCGAAUGUUGGAAAACGACUCCGACCCACAGCUGUAUCGAAUAAUCGGUCUGUUUCGAGUGCGUUACUCGCCGCUCAGUCAGCUGUCGGGCCUGUGUUUCAGUGUCUCACAGUUUAUCCGGACUGGACGGCUCUUCAUCAACAAGUCUUAUUAUGUUUCAUUGAGCUAUCUGCCAUGUUUCCAGUUGCUUUGUGUCCACGGCUGAUCGGCAUGAUUCAGUGGAUCGCCGCUAACGAACGGGUUAUGCGCUUGGACAAUGUGCACAGUCUGGCGUUACUUGGACGACUCGUUGUGAUCGCCGUCCCUGCCCUGGUUCGCGCUUCAACUAGUCAAACGAAAGCUGCACUUCAAGUUGUCGUGCUGUUUGUGGAUGGUUUUCCUGGACUAGCCAGCCACCUACCUCGACGGCGACUGGCUUUCUAUACCGGUCUUGUUCGUGGCCUAGCCCAAGUCACCGGCCCACUUGCCCUAGAAUCGCUAGCGUCCCCAUUGCCGAGAAGCAGUUCCAAAGCCGACAAAAGUGAUCGGAAAGCUGAACGUCAGCAACAGCGAACUUUAUUGGAACGAUGCAAGGAAAGCUGGAUAAGCAGCUGGCUUUGGGCUAUUUCAUUGGUAUUUCUCAGUCGAGAUUGGAAAGAGGAAGUAGUUGCUGAUCAAGUAGUCCCACUGUUGGUUGAUAUUCACAACCAAUUCCCCUGGGACAAGCAAGUGGCUGCCUGGUGCGAGUGUCUAGGAUUCCUGUUUUGGCUGACCAAGAAUAGUGAACAGUUGACAGGCGAAAACAAAUGCCCAAUUCGAUUCAAGCGUCAUUUCAUCUUGGAGACACCUUCCAGAAAACUUCAAGUUGUCGAUACUGAGAUCGCACCUCCACCGAAGCGACAGCGAACUGCUUCCCGCAGCGAACUCUCCGAAAUUCCCACUUCCAUUCCACCUGAAGAUAUUUGCUCUUCCAAUGUUAUAUCGGUUCAUGUGGCAGAGGCGCUGGUCUCUACAUUAUUCAAAAGCAAAGUAACAGAUGAGCUGACUCCGGUCAACUCCUCUGUUCCACCACUAAACCCAUCAACCGUAUGGUCUCUGACUGGCCGAGCUGUACAGCUGCUUACAACUCUUUUGACCGAUCCUACGUAUGGAAGCAAACUGGAAGCAGCUUCUGGUGACCCACUCGGACUGAGUGCAGUGUAUGGGCGGCUGGUACAACAGAUUGUCCACCUGAUGAUUGCAGCCGCAUCCAUAAUGGCCAGGCUAAAACCAACGGACGAGAGUUUGUCUGAUUGUACGGUCCUACUAGAGGGAACCAAACGGUCGCUUGCUGGACUUCAGACUGUGUUAAUGCAGUUCAUCUUGGAGACACCUUCCAGAAAACUUCAAGUUGUCGAUACUGAGAUCGCACCUCCACCGAAGCGACAGCGAACUGCUUCCCGCAGCGAACUCUCCGAAAUUCCCACUUCCAUUCCACCUGAAGAUAUUUGCUCUUCCAAUGUUAUAUCGGUUCAUGUGGCAGAGGCGCUGGUCUCUACAUUAUUCAAAAGCAAAGUAACAGAUGAGCUGACUCCGGUCAACUCCUCUGUUCCACCACUAAACCCAUCAACCGUAUGGUCUCUGACUGGCCGAGCUGUACAGCUGCUUACAACUCUUUUGACCGAUCCUACGUAUGGAAGCAAACUGGAAGCAGCUUCUGGUGACCCACUCGGACUGAGUGCAGUGUAUGGGCGGCUGGUACAACAGAUUGUCCACCUGAUGAUUGCAGCCGCAUCCAUAAUGGCCAGGCUAAAACCAACGGACGAGAGUUUGUCUGAUUGUACGGUCCUACUAGAGGGAACCAAACGGUCGCUUGCUGGACUUCAGACUGUGUUAAUGCAGGUCGGUCGUUAUCAUGGUGAAAGCGCCUCUGGUCCUGUGUCUUCUAAGAACCUCAUCCAUGACUCUGUUUCUGGUCACAUAUUCAUCCGCAUGGUAUCCGACUUGUUCGAAUCGUUGAACCAAGGUUUGCGUCGAAAAGCUCUUGACUUGUUAGCGGCGAAGCUAACAAGCUUUACCACCACAUGUGAACCGAUCGCUAUUCUGGAGGAUCCUGCUCUAUGUCCCUCUGCUCCUGGUAAGAAAAAGUGCAAGAAGCAUCGUCAUUUGCAUGCCCAAGUGGAUUUAACGUUAGAAGCUGGUCUCGUUCAAUUAACUGCUCAACUGGCAUCUCAGUAUUCGCAGCCAGAAGCCGUACACUCAAAAACGAAAGAAACAAAGUGUUUCGGUUCCUCGUUCCACAGACAAUGUUUGUCUUGUCUGCGAGACUUGGCCAAACUGCUCGCUCAUCGAUAUCCUGGUGAAUUCAUGAGGACUUUGGACAUUCUUAUUGCCAGUCCUGAAAACUGGUGGCCCGUUCAGCAUAAAGUGAAUGAUACUGACAAUGCGGUGGAGCCUAGAGGAUCAGGUGUUGCAGAGUCGCGGUCACUUAAUUGUCUGUUCUUUGUCGAAUGUCUCCAACGCCUUCCAUCACAGUCCUUAUGCCCCAAUGCCAGUGCCACCACACACCGUUUGGGUGUGCUUCUUCAUUUCGCUUUGGAUCAUUGUCUGACAAGCUGCCGCCUCUCACAAGGUCCUUUGUUGAUAUUGAAUGACUUGAAGGCUUCGAACAGUGCUUCCAACACUUUGCCUCACCUUGUUAUUGGUCUCGUCCAUUCAAGAGAUCAGCAUCUACAAUAUGUCACGGAUAUCGUCAGUUUAUUGCCUAUUUUGCAACGUGUUAUCGCUUCUGCCCUGGCUACUUCGAAUGCAGCUAUCCUACAAGGAUGCUUCAUCUUCUUAGGAGAUUUGGCUGAAUCUGCCAAGCCCUCUUCAACCUCAAACGUGAUUCACUCAACGAAAGCACAACUAACUGAAGAAAUGUUGCACCUCUCUGUAACCCAACCCGAGCUUCUUCGUGACACACUGGCAUCUACACUGCGUGUUGCGACACGUAUCUCACGCACGAAUCAGCCAUCAUUGCAUUCUGCGUUGCAUCGUGCCUUGGCAUCACUUCUAUCAGCAGUGCCAGGUGAAACCCGUCUGCGACUUUGUACGUUACUCAUCCAAUGGGUGACAAACACCAGCAAAAAGUCAUCCUCUGAAGAGGUUUAUGUGUGCAAAGUCCUCAACAGACUUUCACUUCUGUACCACGUUUUCACAGACCUUUCAAAUCGCAUCGCAACUGAAGAAUUCUCGGAGCUUAGCAAACAAAUCAGCCUUGUGGACUACCUUGUUUUAACCUUCCACAUUCUGUCGGGUCACAACCGCAAGAGCUUCCGUAGACUAGGUGAGAAGCUGCAUCUGAAGUCGUGUGUUGGACGUUUAUCCCGUGGAGUUCCCGCUGAGGCGCUCGAAGCUGCACUAUCCGCCGUCGGUUGUUUACGUAGGUGGUUGGUGGUAGAGGUUGAAAACACAAACUCCUUGGAUGUCGGUUCUGGUGGUGUGUCACUGCUGGAACUCCCCUCGGCGUUCAUUGCGUUGUUGGAUAUUACGCGUCUAGAGGAUGCUGAAGAGGUGGUAAAGUCACCAGCCAUCACCGACUCACAGCUUACGCAGACCUUAGAUGCUUUGGUAGACUCCAUUUCUGGUGACGAGGCCCUGUUACGUCCCCUGGGCUCUGCUUUGGCACAUCGCAUCACUCAAGGCGUCCAUUGGUCUGUUCGGCUAUCUGCAAUCCGUCUCCUAAAACGAACGUUUGAUCGUUUGUCCAAUGGCGAUGAAGCAGGGAUGUCCACGGCCCAUUGUCUGGUAUCUGAUGCACUGACCGCUCUUUCUGAAGCACUAGAGGAUGAUCGGCCAGAGGUUGAGACUGCCGCUAACAAACUCUUUGCCGAGCUUGAACAAAGUGGGCUUACCUCUCGGAAUGAGUCUGUUUAAUCUGGUUUGUCUCGCUCCCCUCUAUGCCAAUCUCUCUUUCUGUAUAUUCCCUCUUGGCUUCUGUGAAUAGAUGAAUCCAUGAUCAUGAG
Opisthorchis viverrini is the source of this 6987-nucleotide messenger RNA. RefSeq lists its product as hypothetical. The transcript is spliced from 20 exons. Lineage: Eukaryota; Metazoa; Platyhelminthes; Trematoda; Opisthorchiida; Opisthorchiidae. The coding region runs from base 317 to 6898 and encodes 2193 amino acids. The record is from RefSeq and is a predicted model, not a curated record.